Cladocopium goreaui is the source of this 2026-nucleotide messenger RNA. The record is from the annotation of a GenBank genome assembly. NCBI's taxonomy places the organism in Eukaryota, Dinophyceae, Suessiales, Symbiodiniaceae.
CAGCCUGAACAGUGGCCAACUCCAAGCUGAGCCCAUGGAUUUCCAAGCCGCCCGAGCUCUUCACCGCCGUAUCCCAGCACAGAAAUGGUGCAUCACCAAGGCCGAACUGGAGGAGUUUGCACAGCUGGUGGCAGAGGAACAGAUCCCCAGCAGUCGGCCCAACCCCUUUCACUGCGAUCCAAAGCAUGGCCCCAAUCUCUAUGAUGUGAACACCUACUUGGUGAAGCCCUUGACGCGAAAAGCUGGUGGCCAGAGCUAUGCCUUGAUGAAACAUCCUGAAGGCCUCGAGUGCGAGGUAUUUGUAUCUCAUUCCUGGCAUGGGGGAAUCUUCCACCUUCAGAAGGGAGUGCGCCUGGCGUGGCCUCAGCUAUAUCGACUUCAAAACUUGUACUGCUGCCUUUUGUCCAACCCGCAAAAUUUAGACCUGGACGAAUUUAUCGGUGGAAACUUGAGUGAGAGUGCAUUUGCUUUAGCAUUGCAAAAGGCAUCGUACUUGCUAGUAGUUCCAAAUCCUUCAAUGGGAGUAUAUUCCAGGCUUUGGUGUGUGUUUGAGGCUUAUCUUGGAGCCAAAUGGAAUAAGAUUUACCUGCUGCCGGUUGUUCCCGAUCGGCAGGAGACUUGCACAUAUUGGUUCCAGACCGUUGGCAUUCACAUGUCUUGUGGAACUUGUCUGGGAUUUCCAGUAUGGUUAGCUCUCGAACAUGUUGCUGGGCGGGGUACUGGCCUUUACAGCUGGCUUGAGUUGAUCUACCGAGUGCUUUCCUUGGUGGCACUGUUGAUAGUACUGCCCUAUCGGCAUCACCCCUGGUCUUUAGGGAUGAUGAGUUAUUUGACAUCCAUCGGAGCUGUUUUCUUGCUGCUGGAUGAGAUCUGGUCCUAUGACCAGAUCUCAAUGCGAUAUGACAACUGGAUCGCUGUAUACUUCCAUUACGGUUUUUUUUCGAAUCUGCUGAUCGUGAAUGCCUUGGUCACCGUCUUGCUUGUGAUCUUGAAGGGUGAGAAAGCUCAUUUUGAUCAGCAGAAGGAGAUGAUGCAUUUCCACUCCUUGCAGGAUUCACAUUGUUCCAGUGCAGCUGAUGAAGAGCGAAUUCGGCAGGCCAUCGCCGGAUCUGAGGAUGAGGUAGAAACUGUGAUCAGCAUUUUGUUGGCCGCAGGUGCUUAUACUGACAACUUACGACGUGCCUGGGACAAUGGCUUGGAUGUGGAGCGGGCGGGAAUGACCGAUGUAAAGUCUGGGGUCUUCUUUUCAAUCCUCAUUUGGUCAGUUUGUGCUCUGGAUCUCUUGUCAGAUUGCUUUAUUGGUCAUGUGACUCAUCGCGGACCCUUUGUCCUGCUAUGCAUCCUGUAUGCUCUCACAGUCUUGGUCAUCCCCUUCUCGGUAUGGAGGUUGGAGAAGCAAGGCCCAGACUUGGCGGUCUUUGCUUUGAAAGCUUGGGGAUUUUGGGGCAUGUUUUCCUUGCAGCUGCCCAUUAUGCUGUGCUAUCUACAAGGAUAUGAUGAAGCCGAGACUAUGCCGCUGUCGGGUUUCUUCAACCAGAGCGAGCUGGAAAUCCUGGAUACAGCGACUUGGGCCAACUCCCCAGGAUUUGACGUUCACAGAGGUCGCAUUGUGAUUGUCAGUCGCUGUCUUUGCAUGAUCGUUGCAUGGGCGAUCAUUUGGAUCGGCAUUGACCGUUGGACUCGUCUUCGAAUCUGGCUCACUGACGUAUGCAGUCCAGACUCCGAGUGCCAGUAUGAUCAGGGUGUUACAGACUCCGAGUGUGAGUCGUUGCUGGGGACAGACAGUGAAGAUUCUCAAAGCUCUUCCCGCGAUGGCUGCUGAUCUCAUUGUAUAGCAGCAUAGCGGCUCCAACCGAUGCAAAGUGCUUCGUUGCAAAGCAAUGGACUUAUUCAAUGCAAAUUGAAAUGGUGUGUUCCACAUUUGGGCCGAAGAUGUUUGAGUUCGCGAGGCUGAAAAUCAGGGGGAACACAAAAUUGUUCUUGUUCGAUCUUUUUGGCCCAGGAGUCUCAGCAGGGAGGUGUCCCA